GGCGUUGGAGCGCCGAGAGACACGACGGCUCUCCCCCGACUAAUGCAACCUUAUUGUUAGGAGAGCGAGGGGACUGUUAACCAAAGAGACCUAAACAUUCACAGAGACUCCUCCACGCACCGGCGGAGACAAUAGCGGAUUCCAACAAAUGCAUGUCGCUGUAACGGUAUAGCUGGUUGUAUAGACCCACGCUGCUACCCCACUGGUGGAAAUCAAAGGCUGUACAUGGCGGUGGAGAGUACAAUUUGGCUGUUCUGUCUUCUUUCGCUGUUUUGUGGUCCAUCCAAGCAAGAAAAGCCUGUUUCGGUAGAGCUGAGCUGCGGGGCUGGGCCCAGCCAUGUAGUGUUGGAACCAGGUUUGCCCCUCUUGCUGGACUGCAAUCUGGGGGCCAGCGAUACACCUUUCAAUGUCACCUGGUUUAAGGAUGGCCAGACCCUGCCUUUGGGGGGGGGUGACUAUCUGCAGUAUUUGGCCAAUGGAUCCCUCCUCCUGCUGCCGACCUCCAAGGAUGGCCAGCCUGCGCAGGACAUGGAGGGGGGCUACAGCUGUGUGACUGCCAGUGCCCUUGGAGCCCUGACCAGCCGGACUGUAAAUGUACUAUUGGCAAGUCUGUCUAAGUUCCAUCAGGAGCCAUCAGCCCAAACAGUGUCCACUGGGGGAGCUGCCCGCUUUGAGUGCCAGAUUGAGGGAGUACCCACACCUGUUAUUACCUGGGAAAAGAACAAAGCGGCUCUCCCUGAGGAGACAAGGUUCAUUUCUCUCCCUAACGGGGUGCUCCAGAUUCUAGAGGUGACCAAGGAGGACGAGGGUGCUUACCGCUGUGUCGCGUCCAACUCAGCCAGGAAGGACAUCAGUCAUGAAGCCAGGCUCACUGUCACCGCAGGCUCUACUGAAGCCCUGAACAGAGUUGUGAUCGUUGCACCACCCCAGAACACCACGGUGGUGCUCGGCCGCCCCGCUGUGAUGGAGUGCAUGGCACAAGGCCAGCCGAAGCCACUGGUGUCCUGGAGCAGACAAGAUGGAAAGCCCAUUUCCACAGAUGUGGUCGUCCUCGCAACAAACUUGGUGAUUAGAGACACAAGGCGUCACCAUGCCGGCAUCUAUGUCUGCCGAGCCAAUAAGCCCAAGACCAGAGAGUUUGUGUUUGCUGCUGCCGAGCUGCAUAUACCUGCCCCUCCAGUGAUUCUCCAGCCCCCAGAGACAGUGUCCCUCUCCCGGGGAAACACAGCCAGGUUUGUGUGCAACAGCUCUGGGGAGCCUCCUCCAGUGUUGCACUGGCUGAAGAAUGGCCAACCCAUCAAGUCCUUCAGACGAAUGAAGACGCAAAGCCCUGGAGUCCUGCUCAUCAACCAGCUGGCACUGGAGGAUGCAGGCUACUACCAGUGCAUAGCAGACAACGGGCUGGGCACGGCCUGUGCCACUGCCAAGCUGACGGUCAUUGUGAGGGAAGGUCUGCCCAGCCCUCCUCGUCACCUGUCUGCUACACCCUACUCCAGCACAACUGCCCUGCUCACCUGGGAGAAGCCUGAGUAUAACUCGGACCAAAUCAUCGGCUACUCUGUGCACUGCCAGCGCACUGCAGGCUCAGAUAACGUGGAGUACCAGUAUGCGAUGAACAACGACACCACAGAGUAUCACUUCAAAGAGCUUCUCCCCCAUACUGCCUACACAUUCUUUGUGGUGGCUUAUUCUCUCAUGGGUGCCAGUCGCCCAUCCCUGCCUGUUACUGUCGAGAUGCUGGAGGACGUGCCGAGUGCACCUCCUCAGCUGUCUAUAGCCAGCACCUCCCCCACAGACAUCAGGCUGAUGUGGCAUCCAUUGUCUUUGCAGCGCAGUCGAGGGGCUGUUACCCGCUACCGCAUUGAGUACAGCUCUCUGGAUCAGGUGGACACUGUGUUCUCAGUGGAGGUGGGGGGCAAUGAGACACAAUUUACACUGAGAGAGCUGCAGCCUAACCAGGCCUACCGACUGAGGAUAGCAGCUGGAACCGGAGUUGGCUUUGGGGUCCCAUCUGAGUGGGCCCAGCACCAAACAUUAGCCCACUACAACCAUAGCAACCACAGCAUGGUGAUCUUUGCCCCUACCGAGCUGAAAGUCAGAGCCAGAGUGAACACACUCAAUGUGACAUGGCAUCCCUCACCCAAUCACACACUGGUCUCUGGGUACAAGCUGUCCUGCCGAGAGGUAGAGGAGUCAGCCAAUGGAGAAAGGACUACACAAACCCACACCAUCAGGCUCCGUAAGAAGGCCAAGUAUCAUCUGCUAACUGGGCUGGUCCCUGACCGGCAGUACGAGGUGAGGGUUUGGGCAUUCAACAAGCAGAUAGACGGAGCAGCUUCUGUGUGGAAGGGAAGAACAGACAAAGCCAGUGACAGAACAUCGUCGCCGCCUAUGCGCCCCCCUCCGUUGCCCCCAAGCAGCAUCCAAGCCAAAGCCAACAGUUCCACCUCUAUCUGGCUGCGCUGGGAGAAACCGCGAUUCAGCAACGUUCGCAUCAUAAACUACACAGUCCGCUGCAGCCCAGCGGGAGCAACCAAUGCCUCCCUGGUCUCCUAUCACACCAGCUCGGCUCAGGAGAUACUGCUCGGGGCGCUGAAGCCCUUCACCAGUUAUGAGCUGGCGGUACAGUCUAAUGGAGUGGAUGUGGUGGGACCCUUCAGCACCACUGUGGAGGAAUCCACUUUGUCUGACCGGCCCUCCACACCUCCGGAAGAGCUGCAGCUGAGUGCUCUGGACUCCUCUUCUGUGCUGGUGAGCUGGCGCCCUCCACUGGAGCCUAAUGGUAUCAUCAUCAGCUACAUGAUCUUGUACAGUGGCAACCUCAGCCAGCCUGAGCACUUGUGGAAAAAUCUCUCUCAGGACGGGAGUGUAACCAGCGUGGAGGUCCAGGGUUUGUCCAGUGGCACCCAAUACUUUUUUAAAUUGGGAGCGUCUACUGAGGUGGGACCAGGGCCUUAUUCACCUGUAAAGGAUGUUCACACUCCCCUUCAGAAAUAUGAGCUCGACAUCCAUGCAGUGACAGGCAUCAUAGUCGGUGUAUGUCUGGGACUGAUAUGCAUUCUCCUCUGCAUGUGUUUCAGCUUUCGUAACAGCAAAUCCAGGGAGAUAUCAGGGGGCCUGGACUCCACAGCUGUGACCCCUCAGUACAGGAGAGGAGGCUGCCCCGUACCCUCCAACGUGCCAGAGUGCAGUGAUAGCCACGAGCUGGAGACACUGAUGCCCCCAGGCAGCCAAGAGUCUGGUCAGCCACUAGCAGAGGUCCCAGAGGAGCAGAGCCUGAUGGCAAGUGCUAAUCCAGGGGAUGGGGAGGAUGCCCCUGCAGCUGAACCCAAGGUGGCUUGGAACGGCUCUGUGAGUCACAAUUGGGCCAACAGAAUCACUAGAUACAGAGACACCAUAACAGAAGACUCUCCAACCCUCAUUAAUGGAGCUCUCAACAUGCUAAUUACUGAUAACGGCAUGGGCUUAGAUGAUCAUCUUUGUAAAUCUGUGUGCAGUAACCAGGUCGAGGCAGAAGUCAUCGUUCACUCAGAGCUGUCAGAUCCCGGGAGGGAGAAAGACGAGGGGGGCAGCGAAAGGGAGAAGGAUUCUAACACCACCAAGGGACCCUCAUUAUCAGAGGAUGGAUAUUCCCCUUUGAGCCAGCCAAGCCUGCCAGGAGAAGAGGAACCUCUAGAAAAACUAUCACUGGCCCAAAGCCUCUCAAGUUUUCCCUCGAUUAAGUUGGUUGGUAAUCACAACAGGAAGCUAGAAGGCACAGGUGACCAGCUGAUUGCAGACAUAGAGCCACAGCAGGACAUGGGGCUGACCAAUGGCUUCCACUCCCCUAAGUCUGUCAGGUCUGUGCUGAGGUCAGAGCAUCUGGAGAACGGGGACUCCAGACAACGCCCUUCUGCAUCAGGGAAGGCCAUCUCUGUUGGGCUGUCCACAGCCCCCUUUGUCAGCUCCGGCCUUGUCCACUCUACCUCAGCAGCACACAGUUAUCUGUGCCCAUAGCGUCUGCACGUGGGGCAUCGACCCUUCCACAAACAUAGAGACGAUCAAACUGAUUUUCUUUCAAAAGUACAAAAGCACCCAGGAAGAAUCCCUAAGGAUUAUUUUUAUGCACCUCAUUAUUGGAUUUCUUUCUCUUCCUUGCAAAGUUUUUAUAAGUACUUUGAAUCCAUACUUUCAUACGUGUGUACAGUACACAUAUACAGUAUAUUUUUAGUGGUAGAGUACUGUAUAUGGGUAUGCUUUCUCUAGCAUUGCAACCAUGUUUUCUUCUGGGUUUCUUUCCUGUCCGUGGGAAAGAAAAGAAAGAUUUAACUUAAACAAGUAGAUGGAAGUGGAUUGAAGGAGGCUAUUCCCACUUUGCCGCACAUGGCUCUGUUCCACUCAGGAAUAAGAAAGCCUGGAACGUUCCCUGAGUGAGUGAGCACUUGGACAGGCUAUAAUCAUGGCUGGAAGGAUCAGGAGUGGAGGCUCAGUGGGUCUCCCUGGGCUUCGUCGUGUGGAUGCCACUUUACUGUGGCACUGAGGAAUAAGCCUUAAAGAGUAUAUGCACACUCUGAGAGUGCAGAACACCUGUGUCUCUCUCCAGCCUCCUGCUGUCUCAGGGUCCGCGCGCACACACACACACACACACACACACACACACACACACACUUAAACACACACACCUAAACACACAGACACCACUAAAAUCAUAGCCGAUUCCAUGGAUUCUCACAGAAACUCACAUGGUCAAACGUAAACACACAUUUACACACACAUAUCCUGACUGGAGUGUGGGGGUCUCAGGUGCCUAAAUAUUCUAGGUGCGUUUAUAACCUCCUGUAUAUUUCUAUAGAUUAUUAUAUUCAGAACAAAUUCCAAACACAUGUCAACAUCUAGGAAAAAACGCUCAAAAUAUAAAAAGAUACUGAGUAUACAGAUUUGGUUCACAUGAAGUAUUUCUUUCCAAAAUGCCAUAUAUCCAGGUGGUGUGAUUUUGUAAACCAAGGACACUCAGUUGAAAAGUGAAGUGGGUUUUUUUGUUGUUGUUUUUUUUUGUUUUGUUUUAAAGAUGGUGGAUAUCUCAUUUUGGAAUCAAAGUAUUUACAUGUUCAUGUUGACACUGGUUUAAUUAUGUUGGUGAGAGAACUAGAGGAGAUGUUACAACAUCCCAUCUGUAGACGACUCUUCUGGUUUGGCUCCCAGUUAGGGAUGCACCAAUGUCCAUACUGUUGUCAAGAUACUGUGCCGUUAGUUGCAGCCAAUUAAUUUUUUAUGUGAAAUGCUUGCCAUGUGUUUAAUUCAAGGUAAAUUCAACUUGACUCUAAAAGCCUGAUUCAGCUGUAUGGGAAGUUUCCACAAUGCUCUAGUCUGACCAGAUACGAAAAGAGUUUGAUGAGAAAAAAUAAAUAAAUUUCCUCAAUUUUUUUACUUUGACCCAAAACUGUUCAAUGUAUUCCUUAAAUAUUGGAUCAGAUUGCUUUUCCUAAUUAACCAAUGUAUGAAGCUGAGUGAGUCAGUACCAUUUUUAGUGUAAAAGGGGAACUGGUGCAUCCCUACUCCUUAUCAACAGCACUACCUCAUUUCUUUUCAGGACGGUUUCCAGUGUGGUUUUAUUAGUGUUAUGUAACUAGCACCUUUUUAAGAUCUUUUUCUUAACUUGUCUGACUUGACAGCUUUCGGUAUUUGCAGAAAUAAUCAUUCUACACUAACUGUAUGUUCUAGUGUUAUGUUCAACAGGAAAUUGUCGCUUUAGUGCAUUGCAGCCUCUUGUCAGAUCGCUGAAAGAUUGUUUCACUCAGUAUUAUGCUACUUUUGAACCCCUACAGAAAACAAGCACACACAGCUUCUAGCCAGUUUCAACCAGUAGCAAUUCCAGCCAAACCGGCGCAAAAUAUAGACAAGGGAAUAAAUAGCUCCUGCAAUUUGACACUUGUGCCACUUGUGCGCCUAAUGGAUGUUUUAUGGAAUACAUAUGUAUAUAUAUGUAUAUAAAUAUAUAUAUAUAUAUGUAUAUGUACACACACACACACACACACACAUCGUGGGAUGUAAAAUGCGGAACCAAAACGUACUCACCAGCGUUUAAAACCUUGACAUUUUGUUGCAAAAUCCAUUAAUUCCCAUUUCAAAUGUUCUGUGUAAAGUUCAUCUUUGGUUAACUCUGACUCACUAAGCUGUCUUGAUAGUGCUGGCCUUUGAGGGGACAGAGUCCAAAAUGGAGGAACCUUAUUAGCUGUUUAACUCCAUAUACACCUCUGUAAGAGUAAAAACUGUUUCACCAAAGAGCAGACAGUUAUAAAACUGGAGUCUAUGGUACAAAAGCAUUGUUUGAAUAAACUGUGUGACCUUAUUGUCUCGAUAGCAACAAAAGCAACAAAGUAUUGUGAAAUGCUGAACAAAAUGCCACGUAAACUGAAAAGUGGAGAGAAAAUAGAGAGAAGCUUCGGAAACUGUCAUGAUUGACUAGUGCUUGAACGGCCAGGUCGGCUAACAAGUUAACAGUUGGUUCACCAGCUACAACAAGAUUCAAGAUUCAGUGAGCUCACUUAAACAAGGGCAGAAAAAGACAAAAUAGUAUAAUCACUCACUCAUAAAUCAAAUAUUACAUUAAACAAGUAUAAAACAGAUUUAUUUUUUUUAAAUAAUCAUUCAAGCAUAAUACAAAUGGGUAAAAUAAAAUAAAAUCCCACACAUAAGAAAACCUUAGAUGAUACACUAGCACCUGUAGUGGAAUUAGCAGCAACAUCAGAGAGAUAAAGUGCUUGAAGUGCAUCAAAAACGUCUGCCUUAUUAUUUAAACCCACCAAGUGGCCUGAAGUGCUAGGUUUAGAGUGUUAAGGAGGCAGACAGCUUCAGCAUAUGUAGAACUUUAAGGCCCUUCUUCUGUAAUCUAGCUUUAUAGAUGUCCGCUAGGGGCGGGAGAUUGCAUCCAAUAAUUCUGGUUGCAGUACGCACCACUUUGUCCAACUGUCUCCCGUCCUCAGCUUACAUGUUGCAAAACCACAGUUAUUGCAUAGGUAAGGAUGCUCUCCACUGCUUCUCUACAAAACUGCACCAUACCAUUCCUGGAUAUGCCAUAUUUCUUCAGUUGUCUUAAAAAGAAAAGUCUCUGGUGUGCUUUCUCGAGAAUAGUGGCGUUUUCCCCACAUUUCAAGGUGGAGGUGAUUGUCACUCCCAGGAAUUUGUAGCUGACCACCUUAUGAAUAUCAGCGUUGUUGAUUACCAGGGGUAGGGGGUCCCCACAGCCCCUGCAACAGUCCACCACUAAUUCCUUCGUUUUGGAAACAUUUAAUUCCAGGUUGUUUGCAUUAGUCCAGUCCACCAGAGAUAAAACCUCACUUCUGUAAGCAGUUUCAUCAGUCUUAGAGAUCAAACCCACGACUGUGGUGUCAUCAGCGAAUUUCAACAUCCCAACAGACUGGGAGUGGGCAAUGCAGUCAUUUGUGUGUAAUGAGUUCAGGAUUGAGGACAGUACACGCCCCGGUAGGGCCCCAGAAGAAUUUGUCGUUUAAGUUUGACCACCUGCGUCCUCUCCAACAAAAAGUCAAGAUAUUUUCGUUGGAGAGGACACAGGGACUGUACGAGUCCCAUAUGAUAAAGUUUGUCAUAGAGCCUGGAUGGAAGAAGAGUGUUAAAAGCUGAACUGUAAGCAGAACCCUUUCAUAGGUGCCAGAGGCCUCAAGGUGUUGAAAAAUAGAGUGCAGGCACAAUGAAACUGCUUCAUCAACAGACCUGUAUGCUCUAUAUGCAAAGUGAUGAGGCUCUAGGACAACGCUGGAGAGAUGGUUACAUACCAGGCAUCCACAGAUUUUCAUAACAGAUGUCAAAGCAACAGGUCUGUAGUCAUUCGGACAGCUUGGGUUGGGUUUCUUAGACACAGGAACAAUCACAGCGGACUUAAAUCAUGCUGGGACCCUCUGCCAUGCGAGGGACCAGUUAAGAAUCGCAGUUUAAAAUAGGGGCAAGUUCAUAUGCACAAUAUUUCAGGGUAGCAGAUGAUACCAGAUCAGGACGUGCAGCCUUCCUAUGGUUUUGCCUGCACAGCAGGUUUUUUUUACCUUAUUCUCCCUGAUUAAAAAGGAAAAAGGCUGUGAGUCAGCUUUAGUAUGAACCUGCAAUAGAAGUUAUUCAACUCAUCAGGCAGGCUGGGUUCAGUAUCUAGGGUGACAUAAUUUGUCUUGUAAUUAGUUAUUGAUUAAAAGCCCUGCAAUAGCCCUCUGCUGUCCAUCAAGUUAAGCUUGUCUUCUAGCUUGUCUAUAUACUCUGCUGUAGCUUUCUUUACCACUUUUUCAAAUAUAUACUUAAAUGUCGUAAAGAUUUUUGUCACCUUAUUUGAAUUUUUCUUCCUCCACAGUGUUUUAAUAUCUCUACUAAACCAUGGCUUAUUACUACCGUAAACCCUUACAGACUUGGAUGGAACACUUAUAUCUAUCAACAAAUUUGACGUAAGAUGUGACCAUAUCAGUAAAAGAGUCCAGGCUGUCAUUUGGCCCCUUCAAUACAGUCCGGUCAGUUGUAGCAAGACAGUCACCCAGCAUAUCUGUCGCUUGGGGGGGGACCAUUGUCUGACAGUCCUCCUGCAGGGUUUGGGAAUGAGAAAAACAGUGGUGCGGUCCAAUUCUCCCAGGGGAGCUCUCACUACAGUGUCUUAACACCUGUGAAAUAACACAAAAACAUUGAUUGCGCAUCUCCUCACCCUUGGGAGCUGUAAAAAUUUGCUCUCUAUACCUUGGCAAUGUUCUCCUUAAGCUGACGUGGUUGAAAACAACCAACAGGAAAACUACUGAGCCUGGAUGGGAGUUUUCUAUCUCCAUAAUAUGGGCGGAUAGCUGCUGUUAGCAGGGAUGUAUACAGUGGAUGAAAGAUGCACAUUUCCUGGGACUAAAAAUGGUAUGCAUCUGAUAGUAAGAGUCUCAAGUUCAGGAGAGCGUGACUGUGACAUAGUGCGGUGUUCACGCCGUCUUUGCCGCACCAAAAGGCCGGCUCUUCUCCCUCACUUCCCGGGCUUUCGCGGCUGGAUCGCACUGACACUCUCACCAACAGCAAAGUCGCCCGAAGUGUGUAGCAGCUUCGCUUUAAAGCCCAGCAUUUUCCCAUGUAUUUGUAAUAAGUGCAAAUGAUCAUAGUUGAUAAAACAGCGUGCACUUUCCACGCUGAAACUCACACACACACACACACAAAAAACACACACACAGCGUGAGCAACACAGUGUCACCAUAGCACGACACCAUCGUGCAAAAUCAGUUCACCAAGUAGCCCUGUGAGUAGUUACUAUGUCACCCCCUAUUUCACAGUGGGGUGUGACCAUGGCUUAACACUCAUUGCCUGCGGGUGGCACAAGUGUUAAUAUUACAGCAGCUUUAAUACUGUAUUUCUGUAGGAGGCGAUAAUUGACAUGUCUCUACUCUUGAGAAUGAGUUUGGGAGUUAGUUACAAGCUGGUUCCCAUAGGUGCUUAACAUUAAAAAAGACUAUUUUAAGGAUGCUAACACUAUGAUUUCACUAAUUUCACUUGUGGUGGAAAGAAAAGGGCGGGUAUUACUCUGUAUGAGUGUGAUGUAAUCUGUAGAUAUUAUUAUGGCGUUCAUCUGCGUGAUUCUGAAACAAUGGCGAGUUUGCCACGGUCGGGGUCAGUGGGUAACAAUAAUAAUAAUAAUAAUAAUAAUAAUAACAUCCUCUUUAAAAAAAUGAUAGAUUUAAGCAGAGCAUAGUCAGAGCAUGUCCAGCCCUGUUGUACAUGAUGUCUCAUCUUCUCUCAGGUGGUUUUCUUCUAGUCAUCCAGCAGUGAGAAAGGGAGUGGACAAACCCCUUCAAUCCUGCCUAUGUUUCUAUCCAUGUCCAUGCAACUGUAAAAAUCUCACUAGCUCAACCCAAAAACACCCACAACAGAAAUGUAAAUGGUUCCUCGUGACAUGUAUGAAACAUCCUCAACAUGUUUCUUACCAACAUAAUUGUGUUUGCUCUAAAACUUUGAUUGUUCUUGAUUUUCUGAACAAAAAUGCAUGGUUGGCACCUCAAAGAGACUUAUUUUUUUAGCCUUGCCAUGUAUGUACUUAACAUCACAACAAGAUUAAUAUUUUUUUUUUUUACUGCAGUAGGAGACAUAUAGGGACAGAAGUGAAUGUGUUGUUAGCAAACCUGGGUCAAACAUUAAUUGGAAGGUCAUUUAAGGAUGAAUGCCUGGUGUUUGCUACAUCAGGAGAAUUCAGAUUUUACAAACUGUCCCUUAUAGAAAUGUUCAUUAAAUACCUUCUUAUUAGACUUCUAAAAUAUAUGGCACUGACUGCACUGUGCUAUUUGGCAAACCACACUUAAAUGGACUGUAAAGAGCAAUUCAACAGCAAGCCCACGUGGGCGGCAAACAGCUGCCCGAACCCCUCAACUCAUCAAUCUAAAGUGGAAAGCGAGCUUUAUUUGUGGCCGCGGUCCAGUCAGUGAUGUCAGAGCAGGUUUUCCGCUAUUAAAGUGAAGCAUCUGCCGUGGCAUCGUUGAUCCGGGUGACAUACUAAACCAAUAGAGAGCAACGCAGCCAAAGCUUUCUGCCUUGUGGUUUGAUGAUCACUCGCCCUUAAUAUAUAAGCUAAAGCAAACCACCAAAACUAUGUAUAUUUUUGACCCAGGUUCUUUACUGAUACUGUUCUAUAUUGAUAACUGUUUUUCGUCAUCCUCAAACGCUUGUAUGUCCUGAGUCUAGAAAGAAGCUUAAUAUUCUCAAAAGCAUUCCAUUUCGAUAUCAUACACAUACCUCUCUGAGUCCAGGUCAGUCAUGAUUAGCCGCCCUGCAUUAAGAAGAGAAGGGCUAAAGCCCAGACCGUGCUCCUUCUGCUCUGACAGGCUCCAUCCAGACCCAGGCUCAGUGGCGGUCACUGAAUCGGGGCAGUUCAGGCAGCGUUUCGAGUCAGUCACAUUCACACAGGAUGAUUUUUUUGUGAAGCUGCCUCACGCCCAACAUGGCCAUUUUCAGAAGUUUUUAUUUUGGAUGUAUAUUUGUCCUAAACAAAUCAGAAGCUUUGGACAUCGCAGGCGUUCAACCCUUACAGCAGGGAUGGUGUUCAAGAGCAUUUGGUGAAAAAGCCCCUGAUGUCACUGCAGAUAGACCACAGCCAUUUGGUGCUCAAGUAGACUAGUUUUUGGAUGUUAGACAGUGAAACAAAGACUCUAUCACAUCUGUGAUACAGGAGUUAGAUUUUAUAAUAAUAUAGCUGCCAAAUCUAAUGUAAAAUCCUCUGUUGAUAAUUUUCAGUGACAUACAUUAUUUAAAAUUAGGGGUUUCAUGUUGGGGUUUUUUUUUUUUUCACAGAUAUUUCAGUUAAAUCACGCCAUUUUGCCUGUGUUAUAAGUCUUGAUGCAGUAGUGGGUAAUUAUGGUGUGUGGAGCCACCACAGAUGAUCUGAAAUGGGGAAUAGCAUAAGGCCUGCCUCCAGCCUAAAGGAUGUAUGCUCUCCUUAUUAUAGGAGCUCUUAUAACUCUUUUAACCACUAUCUCUUAGAUAGAUGUAACUUUUUUCCUGUUGUGUUUCUUUUUGUUGGCUGGAACAAUCAGAUUUUUUUGGAGGAAAAUUGCUCUUGCUCUCAUUUCAUAGAAAUGAUAAUUACGUUGAUAAUUAUGUUCAUUUCAACAUCUUCUUGUAAGGGUUUUAUUAAAAUAGUGUACCUCAUGUUGGUACCUUUUUCAUUCGAUUCUGAUCAGUUUCUUGAUACCGCACAUUUUAUAAUGAGUAGAACAUAUACAGGCAAGCAUGCUGUUGUUUUGUGAGCAACGUUGUUCACAGAAAACAGGACAGACUGUUUCGUUUUACCUCAGUGUGAGUCUUUACUCAUUACAGCGGCCUGGAUUGUCUAGUCGAGUGGUGAAGGGGUAAACAAAUGAGGGGAGGAGGGGCCAAUGGAAGAAAUUGACUUUUUACAUUGUUAUUCUGUAAGAGUUAGUUAUUACCAAGAGUUUAAAGCAAGGGUUGACUCGAUUAGUACUCGUGCUUCAAAUGAAAAUCAGAAGAAAAACCAAAAAAA
Messenger RNA from Xiphias gladius (swordfish), 11986 nucleotides. It is a transcript of the gene igdcc4, whose product is annotated as immunoglobulin superfamily, DCC subclass, member 4. The transcript is spliced from 20 exons. The record is from RefSeq and is a predicted model, not a curated record. Gene Ontology annotation, biological process: axon guidance; cell-cell adhesion. The coding region runs from base 226 to 3996 and encodes 1256 amino acids. Lineage: Eukaryota; Metazoa; Chordata; Actinopteri; Istiophoriformes; Xiphiidae. Gene Ontology annotation, cellular component: plasma membrane; axon. Gene Ontology annotation, molecular function: protein binding.